UCUUUCCUUUUCUCUCAGUGCUUCAAUGGCUGCCUCAGUCAAAAGCAAUGGCAGGCGUUCUUUAGCAAUGGAGAGAACUGGCCAAUGUGCUUCAAUGGCUGCCUCAGUCAAGAGCAAUAGCAGGCUUUCUCUAGCCAUGGAGAGAAGUGGCCAAUGGGUUUUUUCUCAAGAGAUUCCAACAGAUGUAGUAGUGGAAGUUGGGGAGGCCAUUUUCUCUCUACAUAAGUUCAUGCUCGUCGCUAAGAGUGGAUACAUCAGAAAUCUGAUCAUGGAAUCCGAUCAACCCGAUCUGACCCGUAUCGAGCUUCCAGGUGUUCCUGGUGGGCCUGAGAUCUUUGAGAAGGCCGCUAAAUUCUGUUACAGCGUCAACUUCGAGAUAACCGUCCACAACGUAGCGGCCCUCCGAUGCGCCGCGGAAUAUCUCAGAAUGACGGAGAAAUAUUGCGAAGGGAAUCUCGCUAAUCGGACGGAGGAAUUCCUUGCAUGCGUCGGCUUGACGAGCUUAGCGAACACCGUCGCCGUUUUGAAAUCUUGUGAGAGUUUGCUUCCGAUGGCCGAAGAGCUGAAGAUCGUGCAAAGAUGCAUAGAUACUGCAAGUAUUAAGGCAUGCAAUGAGGCGAAUUUCCCAACCCGUUCACCUCCGGAGUGGUGGACAAAAGAGCUAUCGAUUCUCGACAUAGCCUUCUUCAGGAAAGUCCUCACCUCCAUGAAAUCACGCAACACCAAGACCCAAACCAUAGUGUCGGCAUUGAUUACCUACUCCGAGCAAUCACUACGUGAGCUCGUCCGCGACCACUCUGGCAAUGGCACUGCCACUUCCUACGCCGACCCUGGCGACGCCAAUCUCCGAAAACACCAAAAGAACAUUCUAGAAUCAAUAAUCAGUCUCUUACCAUCCGAUAAGGCUUCAUUCCCAAUCAACUUCCUAUGUUGUCUUCUACGUGCCGCGAUCUUCUUGAACACGUCCGUGAAUUGCAAGAACGAGCUUGAGAAGCGAAUAUCGGCAAUCUUGGAGCAUGUGACUGUGGCUGAUCUUUUGGUGUUUUCAUUUACAUAUGAUGGGGAGCGGUUGUUUGAUUUAGAUAGUGUGAGGAGAAUUAUAUUUGGGUUUGUGGAGAAGGAACGGAAUGCUGGAGUAUUCAACGGUGGAGAUUAUGGGGAGAAGGGGUGUUGGACUGUGGCCAUGCAGAAGGUGGCGAAGACGACGGAUGCCUACCUUGCGGAGAUUGCAACGGACAGAGAUCUCAGCAUAUCGAAGUUUACUGGGAUUGCGGUGAUCGUCCCAAAAGGAGCGAGGAAAGUCGAUGAUGAUAUCUAUCGAGCCAUUGAUAUCUACUUGAAGGCCCACCCGGGUCUUGACGAGAUCGAGCGCGAGAAAGUGUGCAGUGUGAUGGACCCGCUAAAGCUCUCCUAUGAGGCCCGCGUGCACGCAUCACAAAACAAGCGAUUACCGGUCCAGAUUGUGCUCCACGCUCUCUACUACGAUCAGCUCAAGUUGAGAAGUGGUGUCGAAGAUAAACCCAGGACGCCAGAUGCCACGACGACCAGGAAGCAGAUACAGGCAGACACAGCCCUCAUCAGAGAGAACGAGGCCCUCCGAAUGGAGCUGAUGAAGAUGAAGAUGUAUGUGACAGAUAUUCAGAAGAACAAUGGUGGGCAAUCCAAGUUAUCAAAGCGGCCCACCUUCUUCUCGUCAGUUUCGAAGACUCUGGGGAAGCUGAAUCCAUUCAGGCAUGGGUCGAAGGACACAUCGAACAUUGACGAUGGUGCGGAUGGUGUGGAUGUGACGAAACCGCGACGGCGGAGAUUUUCAAUCUCUUAAUUGGUUUUGUGUACAGAUUUCUUAAUUAGUGUUUGCUUGUGUGAUUUUUUUGUUGAGAGUGAUUGAGUUUGCUGUGGAAAGUGUAUUGAAUUAGUACAAUAUUUCGAAUUUUAUUGUA
Molecule: messenger RNA, 1940 nt
Organism: Magnolia sinica
Lineage: Eukaryota; Viridiplantae; Streptophyta; Magnoliopsida; Magnoliales; Magnoliaceae
Product: root phototropism protein 2
Exons: 6
Coding region: 26-1822 (598 amino acids)
Molecular function (GO): protein binding
Source: RefSeq, a predicted model, not a curated record